Molecule: messenger RNA, 842 nt
Organism: Lepus europaeus (European hare)
Lineage: Eukaryota; Metazoa; Chordata; Mammalia; Lagomorpha; Leporidae
Product: syntaxin-3-like
Exons: 1
Coding region: 5-481 (158 amino acids)
Biological process (GO): exocytic insertion of neurotransmitter receptor to postsynaptic membrane; synaptic vesicle fusion to presynaptic active zone membrane; intracellular protein transport
Cellular component (GO): endomembrane system; SNARE complex; synaptic vesicle
Molecular function (GO): SNAP receptor activity; SNARE binding
Source: RefSeq, a predicted model, not a curated record
GGUGAUGACCAAAUACAACGAAGCUCAGGUGGACUUCCGUGAACGCAGCAAAGGGAGAAUCCAGCGGCAGCUUGAAAUCACUGGCAAAAAGACAACAGAUGAGGAACUGGAGGAGAUGUUAGAGAGUGGCAACCCAGCCAUCUUCACCUCUGGGAUCAUUGACUCCCAGAUUUCCAAACAAGCGCUCAGUGAGAUCGAGGGUCGGCACAAGGACAUCGUGAGGCUGGAGAGCAGCAUCAAGGAGCUUCACGACAUGCUUAUGGACAUCGUCACGCUGGUGGAGAAUCAGAGUGAGAUGUUAGAUAACAUAGAGCUGAAUGUCAUGCACACAGUGGACCAUGUGGAGAAGGCACGAGAUGAGACUAAAAAAGCUGUGAAAUACCAGAGUCAGGCCCGGAAGAAAUUGAUAAUUAUCAUUGUGAUAGUAGUUGUGUUGCUGGGCAUUUUAGCAUUGAUUAUUGGACUUUCUGUUGCACUGUAAUAAGAGUGCCCCAAAAGGCGGCUGCAGUGAAAUCCUGGUGUGGCCACCGUUGUCUGCAGAUGGGAACGGAGUUUGAAUGGCCUUCCUGAGAGUGCGUGGGACCUGUUCCUUUGUUUCCUUGUAAACCAUCCUUGGACCUGACUCAGCAAACAGUCUACCCCUGGAGGAAUCUAAUCUACCUGAAGCAACCCUGAGUUCUCAGAACCACCUGCUGUCCCACCAGCUCUGACGUACCAUUCUCCUGGACCAUAUGAACCAGUGGGCUUCUUUUUCCUCCUGGGGUGUGCCAAAUUAUGCCUUGCACCUUGGAGAGCCCACAUGAGACCCUCCCAAAGGUGCUGUAUGUUCUACCUCAUGGGGU